AGGGGAGAGGCUGCGUGGGGAUGUUAGGCGGGACGGCCGCCGGGUCGACUGAUUGAGCGCCCGAUUGACGCCGCCUUUUUUUUUUUUUGGAGCACCGUGAUUUCCCAUCCGGAGCUGUUCUUUGACCGCUCAGUCAGCUCGCUUUCCUCUUUUCUGGAGGUGAAUCCAGUCUCAGCAGCUUCGCGCCCCAACGGGUUAACCCGCUCUCCUCCUCCUCCUCCUCUCCUGGGUCUUUUUGGGCUGCAAUUUAGCUUGAGUUCCUCUUGGUUGUUGUUGUUUUUUUCUCCUUUCGCUUCGCUUUCUCCUCCCUAUUCCGAAGCUCCUCCUCUCCUGCCCCAUAUAUUACUCCCGUUGUUUCUCUCUCUCCCCCCGCUUUCCUUUCUCCAGCCAGCAAGGUUGGUGUCCUUCCCAGGGUGCCUUAUGAAGUCACACCUGCCCUAGCUCCCUCUCUGCACCCACAGGUCCGGUGCCUGUGUCAUCGCUGCUGAAGCGGCUCCCCCUUGUUUUGCAAGCCGUUUCUCACUUUAAAAAGAACGAAACUCCGCUCGGCUGGAAACAGAAAAUUGCCCUGAAGUACUUCCAGAUCUUUUCCCUGCUUUGGUGGUGGUUGUUUGUUUCCCCCCCACCUCCCCAUCCUGGAUUUCGGAUUUGCCUUCUUGAAUUGCCCUCUGACUGAAGAACUAGUAUGUCUCUGCUCCAUCGCCUGAUUUGUUACCUGCAGGACGCCGAGAAAGUUGCCCGUUUCCAAAAACUAUGCGGUGUGGAGGCACUAUCGGAUUGGAGGUCUGCCUCUUCUGCUCAGGCGGUGGACGCAGAGCACUCCUUGGCCAACGGGAACUGCACCAAGACCCAGGGUGAAAGUGGCAGGCGAUGCGGGUCCCCAGGUUCUUUGAAGGUGGAGGAGAAACAUGAGGAGAGCCACUCAAACGGGAGGAAGAAUGGGAUGGUUUCUGAGGACACCUGUGGAGUGGAAUCGCAGCCAGCAUCCCUAGAGAAGCGGAAGAAGUGGGUCUCAAAAAGCCAUCCUCGCCGCAACUCUCUAACUGGAGAAUCCAUAUCGCAGAAGUUCAGAAUACGUAAUUUUUUCCUUUAUUACCUGUUCAGCUUUGGCACAGAACUGGGCAAUGAACUUUUCUACAUCAUGUUUUUCCCCUUCUGCAUCUGGAAUGUGGAUCCUUGGCUGGGCAGGAGACUCAUCAUCAUUUGGGUUUGGAUCAUGUAUUUGGGUCAGUGUACCAAGGAUGUUAUCCGUUGGCCAAGGCCUGCUUCUCCCCCGGUAGUGAAGCUGGAGGUUUUCUACAAUUCUGAAUAUAGCAUGCCCUCAACUCACGCCAUGGCAGGCACUGCCAUACCUGUCUCGUUAUUUCUACUCAGUUAUGGACGGUGGCAGUAUCCUUUCAUAUACGGGCUGAUUCUCACAAUUUGCUGGUCUUCUCUGGUUUGUUUCAGUCGAGUAUAUAUGGGAAUGCAUACAGUUCUGGAUGUUAUUGCUGGUUUUCUUUAUGCUCUUCUCAUCUUGGUCGUCUUCCUUCCAACUGUGGAUCUAGUAGAUGAUUUCAACUUGACUUUCAAAUAUGCUCCACUGGUCAUUAUCAGUCUUCAUCUUGCCUUGGGGGUGUUUUCUUUCACUCUAGACACGUGGAGCACAUCUCGAGGGGAUACAGCUCAGAUCUUGGGCAGCGGUGCUGGAAUUGCCUGUGGCUCCUAUGCUACCUAUAGGCUGAAUCGAAUGCCAGAUCCUUCACCAGAAAUGCUUCCGUUAGUUCCCUCCCUCACCUUAAACCUUUUUGGAAAGGCUGCACUGCGAUUAUUGAUUGGAUUAGUUUUUCUGUUGCUGAUCAGAAUGAUCAUGAAGAAGGUCACCAUUCCACUGGCCUGUAAAGUCUUCGGUAUUUCUAGCGCAGAUGUUCGAGAAGCCCGACAGCACAUGGAAGUUGAGCUACCUUAUCGCUAUGUUACUUAUGGAACGGUGGGAUUCUCAGUGACUUUCUUGGUUCCUUUCUUAUUUUGCCUAAUUGGACUGUCCUCAUGUUAGUGUUUUCUUCCUAUGGAAACAGUGAUGGACAGUUGAUCUAUGCGAGAGAUGGUAUACCUUGUGAGAAGUGCUAUGAUAUUGCCUCUGUGAAAAUUGUAUGUGGCAGGCAGUGAGCUCAAAUCUUUGGUACCGGUUAAAAACCUUAUAGAUUCAGGUCCUUGAGAAAUGCCAUGUCUACUCUUACCAUUGUAACAACAUUAUAAAUAGCAAAUGGAUUUAUGUGUAUGCAGAAAUACGCAUCAGACUAUAAAUGCACCAUUUUCUUUCUAUUUAAAUCUGUUAAAAUAGUUAUGUUUACAGCUGAUCCAGAAGCUCUGUCUAUGGUCAAUUAAAGCCAUGUCAUAUCCCUUAGCCACAAAUAGCUAUAUUGUAAUGAAAAAGCUUUUUUUCCUUCUCAUAUACACACCUAUUUUUACACACAGGUAGGACGCUAUGCUAAUAAACCUAAAAUUUAAUGAAACUUGGCUUACAGCACCUGAUAGCUUUAGAGCCUUUUCUGUACUCUGUAUUUUUAAUUUGUGAACACAAACCACUUAUUCCAUGUACUGUAUUCUUUGCUUGAUAAUUGUGCCUUUCUGUUGGAAUGCGCCACAUACUGUGAGAUACACAUACACAACUACUAUAAAGUAGUAUAAACAUAUUCUAAAUUAGCUAGAUAUUUUAAAAUGUAGGCUGCAACGUGUUUAAUAAAAAUAAUUUUUAUUUUGUAAACUAAAAACUUUAGUGGGGCUUACUCACUUUAACCCACAUUCUAAUACUGUUUUAAUGGGUAUUUUUAAGUGUAAUAUAUUGUAUGUUAUUGGAAAGAAUGCAUUUUUCCUAUUUUAAAAAUAGAUUCUUCUAUUUUUAAUUAGGCAUUAAUUAUAUCUGAAAUUAAUGCGGUGUUAAAUUAUAUUUUUAACAUAAAGUUUCUUAAUUUCAAAUGAAGUCAUAUUCCUAACAAUGGUGGCUUUAAUAAGAAACAUAUAAACCUGUACUGUUGCAUUGUAUUUCCCAUGCUUUUAGAUCAGUUAUUAUCAAGUUGGGAAAAAAGUUCUGUUGUCCUUUUUUGUUUGGAAACUGCUCCACAAAAUAAUCAAAUGUAUUAUGGUACUAAUUACAUCUAAGGUCAUGUAGCCUUUUAUUUCUGAUCAGUGACAUGCUGCUGUCUAAACAAAAACUAGUGAGGGAAAACCUUUAUUUUUCUUGUGACAUAAUGACAUCUGACAUGGUCUUUGUUGUCCUAGAGAUCUUUGGAGAACAGCAGGGUACAUAGAAGAAAGGUAAACAGAAGGAGGAAGAGCAGAAAAAGAGUAUAUUCUCUCAUAUGUCUGACUUUGUAUUAUACCAGCAAAAUUAAAACGAUCUUCACGGUUGUAUAAUGCACAGUAAAUGCAUUAGGGGGAUUUAUGUGCUCCAGUAUUGGUGUUGUUUACAUACUUCUUAUGCACUUGUAAACUGCAUUUAUGGAUGCUUCUACUAGGGCUACACAGCAAUCCAGAUUCAGAGGGCAAAUGAUGAUUUAUUGCAUGUGGGGCACAUAAUGGAAACCCAUUAAAUCACAAGCACCUUUUCCUGGGAUCACACAGCAUCUGCGAAAGGCACUUUGCGUGAGCCCAAUGAGACACAGUGUCUUGAACUGUUCUGAACAGGCACUCCAAAUCCUAUUACACUUCUUGAAUCUGUGGUGCUGCACAGACCUCUUCUCUAUUCCUAGCUGUCCCAAAAGUGCCUACUGUGUACUGUACAUUGUAUACAUGGAGAAUAUAGAUAGGCAAAGGAUCAUGUACGGUAAAGGCAAAAAAUUGCUGCUGCUAUCAUAUUCUUACCUGUAAGAAUAUGUUCUUACAGGUUACAUGUUCACGGUACAUCCUAUUGUGUAAAUUAAGGCGAUUAAGCCUUUGAAAAGGGUGAUAUUAAUUAUCACAGAAGUCUGUGUUGUGUUUCCCUGGGGCCUCUUUGCAACAUAAUGUUUUGCAAUUAUAAGACUCAGAAAAUGGAACCAUUUUAAUUUCAUUUGAGCCUUACGAUCUGCAAAAUUAUACAGGUAGUCCUCAACGUACAACCACAAUGAUGUCCAAGAGAUUUGUUAAAUGAAUUUUACCUCAUUUUACAACCUUUCUUGUCACAGUCGUGGAAGUGAAUCACUACAGUUGUUAAGUUAGUAACAUGGUUGCUAAAUGAAUCUUCCCCAUUCUUCCCCAUUCAUUUUGCUUUAUAGAUGAUUGCAGAAAGUAAGGACAUGCCCAAGAGAACUGCAAUUGCCAUAAAUAUGAGUCAGUUGCCAAGUGUUUGAAUUUUGAUCACGUAACCGUGGAAAUGUUGCAAAAUGGUCAUAAGUGUGAAAAACAGUCAUAAGUUACCUUUUUCAGCGUUGUAACUUAAAUUUAGUGUUACUACAUGGUCACUAAAUGAGCUGUUGUAAGUCGAGGACUACCGGUAUAUGGUACGUGGUCUAUUGUAGGCCAAGUGUUACUAGUUGGCUUUUAUUGGACCUCAUCUGAAAGGGUAGAAAUGAAUGAGGAACUUGUAUUUCGAUAAUAACAGUACAUUAAAACAGGGGUCUCCAACCUUGGCAACUUUAAGACUUGUGGACUUCAACUCCCAGAAUUUCUCAGCUAGCUUUGCUGGCUGAGGAAUUCUGGGAGUUGAAGUCCACAAAUCUUAAAGUUGCCAAGGUUGGAGACCCCUGCAUUAGAACAUUCAAAUAAUGCAAAUCUCCAGAAUUCUUAAACGGGUUGAAUGUUUAGGAAUUAAUAUCUCUAUGUUGGGUUGUGGAAGGAGUACAUGUAUUGCUAUUAUCCAAGAAUCUAUAAUUUAUAAUAAAAAAAGAGCCCAGGACCAUGAGACAUUAUGAUGGUCUAUAAUUAAAUUACUCUUGCUGGAUGCUAGGUCCCAUACAUCCUGGUUCUCGGAUUAAAAAGAAUAAAUAUUGUUCUCCAAAGUUUAGAAGUAUAUCUAGUUGUAGUCGCUUGGCUUUGUUUUCCUGCUAUAGUUUCAAAUAAGAAAUUGGUAUUUUGUCUUAUUUUUGAAAUGUUUCUAAAUUCAUUUUUAUGGGGGAUGGGGAAUGUUCCAUUUUCUCUGGUCUCAUUCUUCUGUAGAUGAGACCACAACACUGGAUCCUUUAUGUCAUGCCGGCCUUUUUUAUGCUUUGCCUUUCUACAGUAUUUAUGUUUAUCAGUCACAAAAAUAGCAGUUAUCUUCCUGUAUGGAAUUUAGGAAUUUGGCAUAUGGCAUUUGCAUUCCGAUAAUGUGUCAUUACAAAUGUAGUCCAGAAUAAUUCAGCUUGGACAUGGUCUAAUUUCAUGACCUUGGGAAGAUGGAUCCCGCCCCCAUCAUAAUUAUUCCUACCAUCAUGGUAAGACUCAGGGGCCUCUAGGGUAAGGAGGCGAAGGAAAACAGGGUAGAUGGAUGUCAAAACACUUAAGAUGGUCAUGUCCGCCAUUUUACAGGUUUUGAUGAGAUGCCUGUGGCUACUUUUAAAACUGAUGUGAGACCUAAAGGUAGUUUGGUAUUGAUCAGGACUUGCUAAUUAAGACUUUCAGAACUUUAAAAAAAAAACUAUUUACGUGAACAUAAACAGACGUCUCAAUUAUAAUCUGUGAAUAAUUAUUUUUCGUUAUCAAGAUUAAAAAAAUAGUGUACUGACUCAAUACUGGUACAUUUUCUUCUGCAAUUACUGCAAAUUAUUUUGAUUAGGUACAUACUAACUCCCCAAACUAGUAUAGCUUUUUUGUUUAAUGUAUACCAGAAGAAAAAGCAGUUUAAGAAGAAAUUAGGUAAACAAGAUUUUUUUUAACAUUCCUAAAAAUGCAGUGAAUCUUAAUGAAAGCACAAAAAUUAAAUACUUUUUUGUUACAUUCUCAUUUAUUGCCAUGCUUUUAAAAAACAAAAAAAAUUAAUAAAAAUAGCUAGCUCUGAAUGACUGUUGCAAGUAACUUGCGAUUUUGGGUGGGAUAUAUUAUUCACAUUGUUUAGCACUUAUUAUAAUUAGUAUUAAAUUGCUGAAAGUUCAUUUCAUUGGAUAUAUAUUUUAAUGAACAAAUCAUUGUCUACAAAGUUUUAAAACAUGCACUAUAGUAUAUUCUACUACUAUUCUGUAUAUUAUUUUUUUACGCUAUCUUUAGAUGAAAUUAAAUCCCACAUUGACAUUUUA
Molecule: messenger RNA, 6170 nt
Organism: Ahaetulla prasina
Lineage: Eukaryota; Metazoa; Chordata; Lepidosauria; Squamata; Colubridae
Gene: SGPP1
Product: sphingosine-1-phosphate phosphatase 1
Exons: 3
Coding region: 686-2035 (449 amino acids)
Biological process (GO): sphingosine metabolic process; phospholipid dephosphorylation
Cellular component (GO): endoplasmic reticulum membrane
Molecular function (GO): sphingosine-1-phosphate phosphatase activity
Source: RefSeq, a predicted model, not a curated record